GACAUUUUGGACAGCACAAUCAGGAUCAAACACCAGUCAUACAACAACCUUAUUGUGGUUAUUGUUAUCCUCCACCUGAAGAAUACUCCUGGAUCUUCUAUAGAUUUAUCCUUUGGACAGCAACUCAUAGUGCUAUUAGCUAUACAGGACUCACUCAUUAA
Ambispora gerdemannii is the source of this 161-nucleotide messenger RNA. The record is from the annotation of a GenBank genome assembly. NCBI's taxonomy places the organism in Eukaryota, Fungi, Glomeromycota, Glomeromycetes, Archaeosporales, Ambisporaceae.